This is a messenger RNA of Candidozyma haemuli, 1326 nucleotides long. RefSeq lists its product as uncharacterized. Lineage: Eukaryota; Fungi; Ascomycota; Pichiomycetes; Serinales; Metschnikowiaceae. Bases 1 to 1326 code for a protein of 441 amino acids. The transcript is spliced from 2 exons. The record is from RefSeq and is a predicted model, not a curated record.
AUGAGUGACUUGCCUGGUUCCAGUCCAAAAGACCAUAUGUUUGAGAACAUGGUGGAUAAGGGUUACUCCCAGACAUUCAGUAACAGUGUCCUCCAGGAGCUUGAUCUAAGGGCCCAGCAGAUAUCUGGACACUUGGAGCCGCUGCCUGAACAGAAACAGAGACGCAAACGUUCCCACUAUGCUGCUUCGAGACAGAUGCAGAGGCAGCGGGAACGGGUUUCGCCGGCGAAGGAGGUCAAUUCGAGUGCUACGAAGAAGAGGAGAACGCUUAAUGGGCCGGAAGAGAUGUUUGGCGAUGUGGAUAAGGAAAACGAGCUGCCGUUGAGGAGGAAGGACCCUGAACGGAGAGAGAGGGUGGGGUUUGGGGAGAAACCGACCUUGGCGCCGCCGAGGGGGACGCAGACCUCGUGGAGUCCACAAAGAACCAGGAGGAUGGAGUCUCCAGAGAGGAUGGAGUCUCCAGAGAGGAAGGAAGGUUCACCUUCUAGAUUCACCAGAAUCUCCCCUUCAAAGGGCCACAUGAACUUGAAUUCGUUGCUUGACCACGAUAUGGACACGGAAGGUGAUUCUCCUGCUUUGGACGAGUCUCCUCGUGCAAGCGAUUCAAACGAUAAGGUAUUCGCCAAACCGUUCCCGAAACAGCGCCAGCUGUCGUUGCAAAUGGCCGGCGUGGCUCCGUCGUCGUCGAGUCUAUAUAAACUGGCGGCGCCAAACCAGCUGAGACUGUCGAUUCCAAGUCUCCAGAAGAAACCGUCGGUUCCCAGUCUCCAAAAGAAACUGUCGGUUCCUAAUCUUCAAAAGAAGCUGUCAAUUCCUAAUCUUCAGAAGAAACUGUCAAUUCCUAAUCUUCAAAAAAAACUGUCAAUUCCCAGUCUCCAGAAAUCACCCUCCUUUAAAUCACUGAUCCCCAGUCUUCAACCGAAACAGUCAGUUCCUGACCUCCAGAAACCAUCUACUCAUUUCCAGAAACCAUCUACCCAUUUCCAGAAACCAGCAGCACCGGCAGCCCCAGCGGCCCUUCAAAAAAAACCGUCAGGCUCCAACCUCCAAAAACCUACAACCCUUUAUAAAAAGCCGUCGGUGCCCAGUCUCCACAAGAAACCUUCAGCUUCCAACCUCAACCAGUCUCCUUCGGGAACCCGUAACUUUACCAUUCCCCAGCCCUUCUCUUUAUACGAUAGACCCACCGUUCUGUCUUCCCAGAAGUCUUUGGCCAAAGAACAGGCGUCCAGAUCGCCCAGCCAUAUUUCCCUUAACAGCAUGAACUCGGAAGUGAGCCAACGGUCGCUCAGCAAGUUCCAGAAGUUCAAGAGCAGGUUUUCGUGA